CCACUCUCAUCCUUGACCUGCUCCCCCCCCAACAAAGCUUCUCUUGUGGGGUGAAGCCUUUCAACUGGUCAUCCCUUGUCCUUCUGGGACCCCCCCGCCCCAGCUGAGGGGCGGCCAUGACUUCCAACUCUUUGCUUGAAGUAAAGAUCCUCUUUUGAGGUUCCUGAGGAUCGAGAGCUCGGUUCAUGCAGAUUAAGCAAGUCUUGGAGAAAAGAUUCCCGAACAAACUGGACAUUACGGCGGAAAUUGGUGAGAGUGGGACCUUUGAAGUGAUUCUGCCAGAAUCCGAUAUCGUUUUGCAUUCCAAGAAGGAUGGCGCCGGCUACGUGGACACCGAGGAGAAGAUAAAAGCCAUCUGCGAAGGCAUCAAGAAGCAGCUGAGGGCCAAGACUCCCAAGAGCAAAGUGGUGACCAAGAAAUUCUUGAAGAAGCUAGAACAGGGCCAUGCUAGCCAGAAACUGGAAGCGAAACCGGAAGCGAAGCCGCAAGCGAAGGCAGAAGCGAAACUGGAAGCCAUUCCAGAACUGAAAACAGAAGUGGAGCCGGAAGUGAAAGAACCACCGCUGACGGAUUUGACAUCUUCUCCAGAGGUGGAGAAGAAAACAGAAGGACUCGCCUUGACCAAAACCACCAAUGAGUUAGAGGCCACCACUCCCAGGACGUGAAAAUCUCGGAGGGCAGAUCAUGACGGGGUCAUCCGAAAGGAGGAAGACGCCUGGAUGAUUCCCCGAUGUCGCUCUGUCUCCUAAUUUCGCAUUCUCGCUGCGGAUGACGCACUGUGAAAGAAAACAGGAAAAAAAAUCCUUUCGAUUUAA
Messenger RNA from Pantherophis guttatus, 815 nucleotides. It is a transcript of the gene LRRN4CL, whose product is annotated as LRRN4 C-terminal like. Lineage: Eukaryota; Metazoa; Chordata; Lepidosauria; Squamata; Colubridae. The record is from RefSeq and is a predicted model, not a curated record. Gene Ontology annotation, molecular function: protein binding.